CCUGCUGCUCCCGCUCCUCCUCCUUCUCUGAGCUCCGGACGUCCUGCAGCGUCGUGGGUGUGCGCACACUGCAGUUUGGAGAUCAGAUGACUACUUGGUAAUACGAAGUUCUCUCCUACUGAGAAAUUAGAUAAUUCAAAAAUGGCAGAACUUGUUAUGGAAUGUGAAGAAGAAGAGUUGGAACCAUGGCAGCAGAAAGUAGACGAAAUUCAAAAUAAAGACGAUGAUGAUGAUGAGUUGAUCUUUGUUGGAGAGAUAUCAAGUUCCAAACCAGCUAUUUCAAAUAUUUUGAAUAGAUGUAGCCCUGGUUCAUCUUCAAAGGGACUAAAGAAUUACUCACUCAAUCCAGCUAUUUCUAAUAUAUUCAGACCUGCAAAUCGACACUACAAAAAUCCAUUACCUAAUCCAGUGGGUGCUUUGCCUAGAUUUCAUCCUAAAUCCAAAUCUUCAGAGAAUUCUGGUGUUCAGACUGUGUUUAAACCUAGUUUUUCAAAGACUUCAUCACAAGAUGAUCCAGGUGCUUCUAUCUUACAGUUAGACUCAACCAAGGAUAAACCAUCCUACAGCAUACUGAAAAGGAGUACAGAAGGUAUCGAACAAACUUCGUUAGGAUUAAAACAUCCUUCCACUUCCAAAUUAAACAGUGUUAAUCCAAAAAAGCCAAAGACCAAUGAAAGUGUUUCUGAAACAAAUCCUUCCUCUUCAUCAUCUUUAAAUAAGUCUCCUUCCGAGGCUUCCUCCCAGGUUGUACUAUCAAAUGAAAAUACCUCAUCAAUUCAGGCUGAAACUGGAGCACCUUCAUUAAGAUCUUGUCCAAAGUGCAAGGUUAAGUUCAGUUUUUUGGAUCCUUUGAAAUGCCACAUGAAGCGUUGCUGCCCAGACAUGAUAAAUAACUUUCUGGAGACUGUUAAGUCAGAACAUUCAACGACUGAAAACAAAGCUAGCAUUGGCUCGGAUAAAGAAAAAUUGAUCAUGCUAGUUAGUGAUUUUUACUAUGGAAGACAUGAAGGAGCUGUUGAGGAAGAUCUAAAGACUUACACAACUUUUAAAUGCUUCAGUUGCUCGAAAGUUCUUAAAAAUAAUAUUAGGUUCAUGAACCACAUGAAACAUCACUUGGAGCAUGAAAAACAGAACAGUGAGUCCUGGGAAAGCCAUACCACAUGCCAGCACUGCUAUCGGCAGUAUCCCAACCCCUUUCAGCUACAGUGCCACAUUGAAAGUACACACACUCCUCAUGAUUUUUCUACUAUUUGCAAAAUCUGUGAAUUGUCAUUUGAAACAGAGCAUAUGCUUUUACAACAUAUGAAGGAUACUCAUAAGCCUGGUGAAAUGCCAUAUAUUUGCCAGGUUUGCCAGUUUAGAUCAUCAAUAUUUUCUGAUGUAGAAACUCACUUUCGAUCAUCCCAUGAGAACACUAAGAACUUGCUGUGUCCAUUUUGUCUCAAAGUUAGUAGAAUGGCAACCCCUUAUAUGAAUCAUUACAUGAAACAUCAGAAUAAAGGAAUUUAUCGUUGCCAAAAAUGCAGACUACAAUUUUUGACCUGCAAGGAGAAAACAGAUCAUAAGUUAGAACAUCGCACAUUUAUAAAGCCUAAAGGACUAGAAGGAUUGCCUCCUGGAACAAAAGUUACUAUUCGAGCUUCGUUUGGAUCUGCUCAAUCAAGAUCAUCAAGUCCACCUUCUAGUUCUGUUCCAAGCACUUCUCUUCAAGUCACAGCUCCAGAGUCUAAAAGUACAACUACUAAAAUCAACACAAAAGUAUUUGCAAAUAAAAGUAAGACAACUAAGUGUCAGGCAAUCUUAACUGCGACAUGUAAACCCAAUCCAAGUAAAACAGGUACAGGUGCAACUAAAUCCAAAGCCAAGUCCUCCUACAAGCAAAAGAAACAGCGUACCAGGAAAAACAAAUUCAGUAUUGCUCUGAAGAAUUUGAGAUGUCACCAGGGAAUUCACACAUGUAUUGAGUGCCAUUCCAAAAUAAAAGAUUUUUCAAGCCACUUUUCUACAUAUAUAAACUGUGAUUUUUGCAAGUACACUACUAACUGUAGCAAAGCCUUUACAAAUCAUAUGAGCUCUCAUAGUGACCACCCAAGUAAACAGUUUUAUAUUUUUAAGAAGCAUUCAAGAGCUCUCAGGGGCAUCACUCUAGUGUGCCUUAAAUGUGACUUCCUAGCUGAUACUUCUGGCUUAGACCGUAUGGCUAAACACUUAAAUCAACGUAAAACUCAUACUUGCCAAGUAGUAAUCGAAAAUGUUACAGAAAGAAGCUUAACUUGUGAAUCCACUUCUGACAGCUUGUUGAAAUAGAUUCCUGCUCUAUGGAACUCAUGCAACCUGGUGCAAGACAAGUUGGAAUUUCCUAAGUUCAAAGUUCUUCAGUGUUUGCCUUUACAAAUCCAGUUUCCUAAGUUCAAAGUUCUGAAAUAUUCCAUAAAGGCAGUUAAAAUCCACAACACUAGUUCGCCUUUUUUCAGCCCUUUUCAGCUUUCUCUGAUGGCAGUAGAUUCUUAUUCCACCUUAUCUUUGUGUCAGGUUAACAUAUCUUAACCUGUACUUGGCUUCUCUAGUUAGCUCUGAAAAAAGAACUUUAGUUGCUAUAGUCUUUACUUGCUUUGCUUCAGAUAAUUUGUGUUUCUUUGCUUCAGAUAAUUUGUAUUUCUCUCUGCCUUCAGAAUAUUACAUAUCAAACAGUAUAGCUAUUCUAUUUCUUUUUUUCUGUUUUGUCUGCUUCUUAAUUUCUUUUAAGUCUUGCUGCUCAGAUAGCUGCUUUUUCCUUCAUUCUUUGUCUGUCAUUGUUCUAUUUUUCAGAUGCAGAAGCGACACAGAAAUUUCAAAAAAUGUCCAGUAUACUCCUGGACAGUGUCCCCCUUCAAUGGACACAACUAAUGCCUGUUUUUCUUUCCACGGAAUGUGAAUUGUUUGACUGUGAGACCUGUUUCAAUUUGUGGCCUUGGGAAUCUAUCAGUUCUUAGACAGAGUCCCUUCCUGCCUAACUAGCCUUACAUAAGGCUGAUGUUGAUUUGGCCAUCAACAACCUCAAGGUCCACCAAAAUGAACACAGCUUCUUACUGGGGGCUUUGGUACUUAAGUUUAGGCUUAUGAAUGAUUAUAAUAAUGAAAGCCCACCAAGUAAGUGCUUUAACACCCAAGUUCAAAUUUAAUCACUUUGGCUGCAGUCCUUUAAUCUUCCUCUAGCAUGAAUACAGUCUGAGGUAUAUGAAAAACCUGAUUGUAUAGGGAGUGAAAAUUACUUUCAUGUUCUUGGAAAAGCAAACUUUGUGGAGUUCUAGCUCCAAAGUAAUUUUUUGUGUUGUCAUUUAAAGUUUUAGCCAGUAUUCCAAGAGUUCUCAGCAGUGAUACUAUUUAAAUUCCUAAUUUUUUAAAAUUUUGAUAGCUUGGUUUUUGUCAUUCACCAAAUUUAUUGAUGUCUACUUUGUAUGUCAACUUUUGUAAUUUCUGAUUAAACUUUUUGUGUUUGUUAAAAAUGCGAAGAAAUUUCUUUAAAAUUUUCUACAGAUUUCAUGCAGCUACCUGUUGGUAGUUUCUUUUCUUUUUUUCUUUCUUUUUUGGAGGUUUUUUUUUUUUUUUUUGAGCCACGGUUUCUACUAUAGUCCAGGCUGACCUUGGACUCACAGAUUUUUCUGCCUCAGCCUCCCAAGUGCUGCUUUUAAAGGCAUGUGAGGUACUUGUUCAGGUCAUUAGACAUUAAUAUAUGAUCUGUCUAUCUUAAGACUAUCAUGAACAUCUUAGCAGUCAGGAAUUCAAAGACAAAGGAACAAAAACUCCCCUUACAAAUAUUACAAGUUUUACAUUGCUAUUCAAUUAACAGUUAUCUUCUUAGCCAUUAAUGUAAUUCCUUUAGAUAAAGAUAAUAUAUUCAAUAAUAUUGGGACCAAAAAAUGCACUUCUUUCUUGCCCACAUAUAUAUAGAGAGAGAUGUAUAUUUUUUUAUUUUGGCGUUUGUUUAUUUUGGUUUACAUUGAAUAUAGACUUUCUGAACAGUUUUGGUGUUACUUAUUUUUUUAAUAAAAUUUGUAUU
This is a messenger RNA of Chionomys nivalis (European snow vole), 4039 nucleotides long. RefSeq names its product zinc finger protein 280C (gene Znf280c). Lineage: Eukaryota; Metazoa; Chordata; Mammalia; Rodentia; Cricetidae. The transcript has 19 exons. Gene Ontology annotation, molecular function: DNA-binding transcription factor activity, RNA polymerase II-specific; RNA polymerase II cis-regulatory region sequence-specific DNA binding. Gene Ontology annotation, biological process: regulation of DNA-templated transcription. Bases 142 to 2307 code for a protein of 721 amino acids. The record is from RefSeq and is a predicted model, not a curated record.